Messenger RNA from Mycotypha africana, 262 nucleotides. RefSeq lists its product as uncharacterized. NCBI's taxonomy places the organism in Eukaryota, Fungi, Mucoromycota, Mucoromycetes, Mucorales, Mycotyphaceae. The record is from RefSeq and is a predicted model, not a curated record. The annotation marks the transcript as partial. The transcript is spliced from 3 exons.
CUCCUAAAGGCUAUAUGAAUCAACUCGAGAAGUUUCACCAAGUGUUCAGCUUCAAAACGAUGGGAUUUAAAAGUUUAAAUGACCUUAAGACAAGCCAGGAAACAUUAUUCCGUAGUAUUGUCCGUUCAGAUGGCUUCACUAUCGAUUUUCUUUUCACUGGUUAUAGGCCCUACUUUAUUGAUCAUGGGAGAAAGGACGUCUUCAAAGCAGCGAUCGGGCUGAACGUUGAAAAGCACCAAUUGCGAAGAUGUUCUACCACAGA